Molecule: messenger RNA, 1776 nt
Organism: Lolium perenne
Lineage: Eukaryota; Viridiplantae; Streptophyta; Magnoliopsida; Poales; Poaceae
Molecular function (GO): protein binding
Source: RefSeq, a predicted model, not a curated record
GCAUUUCCAAAUAGCUACCAGAAGUGCCUCCUUCUUCCCCCAAAUACUCAAGGCAGUCACGCUCACUUUCUCCCGUGCUAGGGUUUCUGAGCGAGCUAGAUUCCGGCGGCGUGAUGGCCGGCGGCGCGGCAGAAGAGCGCCAGACGCGCUGGGUCCCUCUCUUGGAACCAAUUCUCGAGCAUGGACGCCAGGAAAUGGCCUCGCUGCCGAUCCCCGACGAGCUCCUGGUGGACAUCUUCCUCCGCCUCCCAACACCAAUCGACCUCGUCCGCGCCUCCGCCGCCUGCAUCUCCUUCCGACGGGUCGCGGUCGACCGCUCCUUCAUCCGACGGUACCGCAAGCUCCACGGCCCGCCCCUCCUCGGCUUCCUCGACCGACAAAAAGUCUUCUACCCCGCCAUGGCACCACACCCCUUGGCAUCGGCAGCCAACGCUGUUGCUUUGGCCGCCGACUUCUCCUUCUCCUUCCUCCCCGCCCCCGCCAGCGACUGGGUCGUCCAAGACGUCCGCGACGGCCGUGUUCUCCUUGACAGAACCCCCCAGUACGCCACUGAUAGUACUAGACACCUUUUCGUCUUCCCGGAGCUGGUGGUUUGCGACCCCUUGCACCGACGGUACCUCCUGCUUCCCCCAAUCCCUCAUGACCUAGCCGCUUCCGUGGACGACCCACUCUGGACAGACCGGUUUCGUUACUGCGAGAUCUUCCUCGCUCCCCCUGGCGGUGACGACGAGGAGGCAUCUGCUGCUGAAGAGACGUCAUUCAGUGUGAUCUGGAUGGCGCAGUGUACAACUGAGCUGGUCGCCUCCGUCUUCUGGUCCAGCACCGGACAAUGGCGAGCCAUAUCAUCCAUGAGCUGUAGCGAUUUGUUUUCUGGCUUGCUACCGUUGACAGGGUCGCAUCACUUCUCCUGGCGACAAUAUUCCUAUGGUUGUUUCUAUUGGGUGACAGAUUGGAGGGAAAGAUUGUUGGUGCUUGACACGCAGACGAUGGAGUUUUCCAUUGCUGAGCCCCCACCCGAAGCCAGAGGUUUGCCCUGUGUGGAUAUAGCCAUUGUGGAGGCAGGAGAGGGCAUGCCCGGUAUGUUUGUUCUUUCAGAAGAUGCAGUUUACCUCGACUAUACUAUCAGGCGAAGUAAUUGUGGGAGUUCUAGCCAGUGGCAACAUGAGAAGACAUUCUCACUAGAUUCUAAGUGCUCAGUCAUGGGUGCAGUGGGGAGGCACUUGUUGCUAUAUCAAUUGGGAAACCCAUCUCUCGGUGCAGGCUGUUUCUUGCUGGACGUAAAGACACUGCAGCUUGAGAGGCUGUUAGUUUCGAACUCCUCCAGGCCCUAUGGACACAUAUAUAGCAACUUCCCACCAUCAAUGUUGUCGACACCAGCAAUAUCAAGCGGUGUUGAGAAAAAAGGUGCUGGGGAGGAGACGCCGGAACAAGGCUGUGCCGCUGCAAGCUCAAGAGAACAGUCACCAUGCUUAGAAUAGUGCUGAUGCAAAGGCUGAAGGUGAGGCUGAUGCGAUGAUGAUUAGAGGUGCUGAGGCUGCAACAGAGCUCGACAAUUCAUCACUAAGUUGGACCUCUUUUGUGUCCGUUUUGGUGUGUAAAUAUGGUCACCCAGAAGCGUAGAAACCUGGAGUCUUCAAGUUGUGUGCCUUGAUCCGACAGCGAUCGGUGCCUUGGUUUGUUGCGUAAGGUAGCGAGAGCAUGAAGAAUGUCCAGUUUCUUGGCAUGUAGGUUAUGUAAGACUAUGUAAGAAGUCAAAGUAAGUGUGGCAUUGUUGUA